Molecule: messenger RNA, 2496 nt
Organism: Annulohypoxylon maeteangense
Lineage: Eukaryota; Fungi; Ascomycota; Sordariomycetes; Xylariales; Hypoxylaceae
Exons: 5
Coding region: 28-2496 (822 amino acids)
Source: RefSeq, a predicted model, not a curated record
AUCACAAGCCGUACAUAUCCAAUCAGUAUGGACUCCUCAUUACCUGUCGCUGCCGAGGGCUCCGUGCAAAAGUUCAUGAACGUCCCCCAUGACCAAAGAUGGGAGUGUCUCAAACCAACAAUCAUUCAAAUUUAUAUGGAGGAAAACGAAAAGAUUGCACGUGUUGCAGAGCGAAUGAAAGAUAGCUAUGACUUUGAUGCUCAAGUUCCUCACUACCGGUAUCGAUUCAAAAAGUGGGGGGUCAAGAAGAGGACUACGACAGAAGAGAAGAAUGCUGUUAUUAGUUCACUCGGAAAACGUCGUCGGCAAGAUGUAAGGAGCAUAACCGACGUGACUAUAGAUCAAGGAGGUAUAAGAAAAGCUAUAGAUGGAAAACAACUCAAGCGACAUAUCAAUCAGAGUAUUCGGCAUAGUGAGCCGUUGACUUGGACCCCGGGAUUGUUCUUUCGAUACAACCCCCUAUAUACGGCCUUGGUCGAUAAUAUCGGGGGAUACGACCGAUCACAAGCAUCAUCACCUAAUGCAGGCCCUGCCUCCCCGGACUACUUGAUGAUAAACAGUUUAGAAAAGAGCGACUCUGCUUCUGGAAAUCAUGGUACAAUCUCACCGACCAAAGAACUAAUCCAGAGAAAGGUUUUCUUAGAUAGAGCUAGGCUCUUUCUGGGAGGCAGAGAGUACGACUUGAUGGCGCAAAUAGAUAGGGAGGAGAGAAAGCAUAUCGCGGCAUGGCUCCAUGACUUUUGGAUUUACUCGUUUACAACGAUGAAGCACUGGGGUAAAGGGCCUAUGGUUUGGAGUCUGAAAUUAGUAGAUUCCAUGUCGCCUUCCAGGAACCCAUUCACAUAUGUGCCAAAGAAUCGCAUUGAGGGAAACCAAGUAUCGGAAUUCCUCCCACGCCUCGCAUAUAUCCCCCCACUCAACAAUCCGACGCAGCUUUGCAGAUGGGCUAUCCAUUAUAAGCCACCUCGUUAUCAAAGAGACCAAACGCCCUCUGAAUCCUUAGUGGAUAAAGGCAAACGCAGAUUUGAUAUAAAUGAUGAUGAGUUUACAUGGCCCGAAUGGCCUGUUACUGACCCCCCUGAAGACCCCGGAGCGAUCAUUUCCCAGGGGCUCCAUCAGAAUUUGUUCAAUUCGGUGGAGCCGGAGGAAAUCCCCUUAGACGCUGAUUCAGUAUCGGAUAUUAUAGAAAAGCGCCCGGAUGAGUUUCGAGCAGAGAUAUUCGGCAUCGCUAUCAUGUCCCGCAAUCUUGAUGCCAUAAACAGUAUCAUCUACAACUAUGAAGGGAACUUUCCAGCGUGGUUUUCGAACGUGUUCCCAUUUCAUCUAGCAGCAAGAUUCCUGGAUGGGGCCAAGACCUGCUGUCUCGUUCUACAGAUGUUACUCGACAAUUUAGGUAAUGAGAUGUCACUUCGUGCCAACUACGUUGACAAUAACGGACACACCGUGUUGGACACCCUGUUUGUUACCAUCCUCCGCUCGCAUAGUACUGUCCCGCUUCGAGUCAUAAGUGAUUCCUUCAUUGAUAAAUCAAAUGAUCUUGGGCAGGGUGUUGACCCUUGCGGGAGAUGGGAUGCGGAUUCGCCUUGUAUUCGACAGCUGUAUGCUUCAGGGCAAUCGACAAUCCCGCCUCAGUGGAAACAUGUGUUUUGUCAUACAUCGGUUCAAGCAGUAUGCCACUUCAUAUCUAUAAUGUUCGCUCGGCCCUAUCACCCAUUUAUCAAUACGCCAAGUGGAUUGUUUCUGAGGCGCUGUGGUCACUGUGGGCUGAAGCUUCAAGUUGGACCUCUCCAUGCCUUAAUCUUGACCGCAUACCACCUCGCUGAGGAUGGCAUCCCUGGCGAAAGUCUAUUUGGGAUGGUAUCUUGUCUCGUCUGUUUAUUGACCUUUCGUGCGGAUCCCCGUGUUGCUGUACAAGUUCCAAUGUCAGCAUGGGUAGGAUACGACACGAGCGAGGAUUGUCAGCACAAAUAUAUGAAUGCUGCAGAGCUAGCGUUGGAAAUAUUUUCACAUAAAGGGGGAACAUGGUCACACAAAAUACGAACAGGUUGGAAAUGCUUAGAAACCGACAUAAGCGAUUUCAAAAAUAUCCAGACUUGCGAUUUCGGUACCCAUAUGUAUAAAGGAUCUUCCCGAGAGAAUCUAGUCUAUUGCGGCAAUAGACAAUUGGGAAUGAUCUGGGCGGCCAUACAGGCAGAAAUAUUGACGUAUCGCCGUUUGAGCGAGAAUGACCCUUGGUUAUCCGCCCGGUUUGAUAUGGAACUCCUCCUUAAGGGAUUGGAAGAAAACGAUGAUCGAUAUCUUAAACUGCUUCUAGGGACCGGGAAAGACCCUCAAGACGACUUAUUGAAACCCUUCUCGAGGUGUGGUCUUUUCCUGGAAGCAGCAAAUCCAGGAUGUCCGUUGAGGGAGGAGGUUUGCAGAUCGUAUUAUGCGAAUCUUGAUGAUUGGAAGCGUACUACUUUUAUCAAGAGAUGCUUCGGAAGCUUUGACGGGUAG